UUUCGGGCCAGCCCCCCCCUGCUUCCCCCUCCCUCUGCCCCUAUCAGCAAUUCAGAUCGCCUGCAAAUCCAGCGCGCCCCCCCUGCCCUCGCCGGCGCUUCUCUCUCGCCAGGCUUUUUCUCACACUGGCAGAAGCGCCAGCGAGCAAAGGCGCAGAGGAAGAAGCCCUCUCCGCUCGCAGCUCCAUCUCGCCCUCCUCCUCCUCCUCCUCCUCUCCCCCCCCCCCUUGCAGGAUUUCUUCCUCUCCCCCCGCCCCUUUGCAACAAAAGUAACCAGACGCUCCGGCGGAGCCCAUGCAGUCCCCGGGCAGCUGCCGGGCUUGAGCCAGGGAAGCCUUCGCAGCCCCCCCGCCCGCCCGCCUCCCCGCAGACCCUCCUUUUGUGCCGCGAUGGGGCGGGAGACGCGACCCCCCCGGUGCCUGGCCGGCCUUUUCUUCGUCUUCCCGCUGCUGGCAUCGCGGCUGGGGACUUGCAGCGGCAGCUGCCCCGAGAGAGAGCUGGAGAGGCGGGAGGAAGAGGCCAACGUCGUCCUCACAGGCACGGUGGAGGAGAUCGUGAACGUGGACCCCGUGCACCAGACCUACUCGUGCAAGGUGAGGGUCUGGCGGUACCUGAAAGGCAAAGAAGUUGUGAAUCACAAGAUCCUUUUGGAUGGCGGGAACAAAGUGAUGAUUGGCGGGUUUGGAGACCCCUUGAUUUGUGAUAACCAGGUCUCUACGGGGGACACCCGGAUUUUCUUUGUCAACCCUGCCCCGCACCAUAUGUGGCCUGCGCAUAAGAACGAGCUGAUGCUAAACUCCAGCCUCAUGAGGAUUACUUUGCGCAAUCUAGAAGAGGUGGAACACUGUGUAGAAGACAAACCGGGCAACUACUUCCCCCAACCGCUGCCGACGCCCCAGGAUGUAUGCCGAGGGAUGCUUUGCGGGUUCGGCGCUGUGUGUGAGAGAAACCCCACGGACUCUUCGCAGGGCGUGUGUGUGUGCAAGAAAUCCACGUGCCCUUUGGUGGUGGCACCUGUCUGUGGCUCGGAUUAUUCUACCUACAGCAACGAGUGUGAACUGGAGAAGGCUCAGUGUAACCAACAGAGGCGGAUCAAAGUCAUCAGCAAAGGGGCAUGUGGUUCAAAGGACCCCUGUGCCGAGGUGACGUGCAGUUUUGGCAGCACCUGCGCCCGCUCCACAGAUGGGCAGUCAGCCAAGUGCAUCUGCCCGUCCUCGUGCAGCGGCGUGCCCGAGAACACCGUGUGUGGCAGUGAUGGCAAGGACUACCGCAGUGAGUGCCACCUCAACAGGCAUGCCUGCGACAAGCAGGAGAACAUCUUCAAGAAAUUUGAUGGGCCUUGUGACCCUUGCCGGAGCACCCAUAAUGACAUGAACCGAGUUUGCCGGGUCAAUCCCCGCACCCGACGUGCGGAGCUCCUGCCCCGGCCAGAAAGCUGCCCCCUGAAGCGGGAUCCGGUGUGUGGCGACGAUGGAGUCACCUAUGAGAACGAGUGCGUCAUGAUGAGGUCCGGCGCUGUUCGGGGAAUCGUGAUUCAGAAAGUGCGGUCUGGACAGUGUCAGUUUCAAGACAAAUGCAGGGACGAAUGCCGCUUUAAUGGGGUGUGCCUCAACCGCCGGGGGUCCGCCCGCUGCACUUGCGAGCGUAUCGCCUGCGACGGCUCCUACCGGCCUCUUUGCGGCAGGGACAGCAGGACUUACAACAACGAUUGCGAGCGCCAGAAGGCUGAAUGCCAGCAGAGAACCGCCAUCCCAGUCAAGCACGAGGGCCCUUGUGAUCUUGGUGCUCCCAGCCCCUGCCUGAGUGUCGAGUGCACCUUUGGGGCCACCUGUGUGGUAAAGAACCAGGAAGCGGUGUGUGAAUGCCAGCAGGUGUGUCAAACCGUUUACGAUCCUGUCUGCGGCAGCAAUAACCUCACGUACGGCAACCCCUGUGAGCUGGAAGCCAUGGCUUGUGCUCUCAGGAAGGAAAUCCGAGUGAAGCACAAAGGCCCCUGUGACCGCUGUGGAAAGUGUCGGUUUGGCGCCAUCUGCGAGGCAGAGACGGGGAGGUGCGUCUGCCCCACCGAAUGUGUUCCCUCCUCCCAGACGGUUUGCGGCACAGACGGAAACACCUACGGCAGCGAGUGUGAGCUCCACGUGAGGGCCUGCACCCAGCAGACCAACAUCGAGGUGGCGUCACAAGGAGACUGUAAGACCUGUGGGACAAUGGUGUGCUCCUUCGGAGCCAAAUGCAUGGGCGGGCAGUGCGUCUGCCCACGUUGUGAGAAGCAGCCCUUUGACCAAGUGUGCGGGAGCAAUGGUGUCACGUACGACAAUGCAUGUGAUCUGCGGGUGGCAUCCUGCCAGCAGAAGAAAGACAUUGAAAUCUCUAGGACGGGACCAUGUGAGGAUGAAUGUGGCUCUGGAGGAUCCGGGUCUGGAGACUCAAAUGAGUGCGACCGGGACAACUGCCGGCGGUACGGCGGAUCGUGGGAUGAGGAUGUGGAAGAUGACCGCUGCGUGUGUGACUUCACCUGUGGGUCUGUGCCGAGGAGUCUGGUGUGCGGCUCGGAUGGGGCAACCUACACAAAUGAAUGCGAGCUCAAAAAGACGCGCUGUGAGAAACGGCAGGAUAUUUAUGUCACAAGUCAAGGAGCCUGUCGAGGUGCACCAAGCCUUCCUCCUCCGCUUCAAGUCCUCCACUGUAGCCACACCGUAUAUGGAUGCUGUCCGGACAAUGUGACUUUGGCCCUUGGGGUCGGUUCCGCCGGGUGCCCAAGCACCUGCCAUUGCAACCCCUAUGGCUCCUACGGAGGUGGCUGCGACCCUGCCACCGGUCAGUGCUCCUGCAAGCCUGGUGUGGGGGGCCUGAAGUGUGACCGAUGUGAGCCUGGCUUCUGGAACUUCCGUGGUAUCGUCACCGACAGCCGGAGCGGCUGUACCCCCUGCCACUGUGACCCCGUGGGCUCUGUGCGUGAUGACUGUGAGCAGAUGACCGGCCUGUGCUCCUGUAGGACUGGCAUCACUGGCAUGAAGUGCAACCAGUGCCCUGAUGGCAGCACGCUGGGCAUGUCCGGCUGUGAAAAAGACCUUUCUGCACCCUCGUCCUGCACUGAAAUGACAUGUGAAUUUGGGGCAUCGUGCGUGGAAGUCAAUGGCUUUGCUCAUUGCGAGUGCCCGUCCCCGCUGUGUACAGAGGGCAACAUGACUAAGGUGUGCGGCUCUGACGGAGUGACCUACGGUGACCAGUGCCAGCUGAAAACCAUCGCUUGCCGGCAAGGACAGGUCAUCGAGGUGAAGCAUUUAGGUCAAUGCCAAGAAUCCAUCACGGUCGUCAGUCACACCACACCGCCAACAACCACACGCCCCCUGGACUCCCUUCUCCCUCCGCCGCCUCGGACUACCCCCCUCGCUUUUGAAACACCGAGGACAGCAGCCAGCUCCCGGCAUUUUGAAGUCGAGGCUUCCCCUCCAAUUCACCCAGUCACAAGGCGGACAACCACCACUCGCCCGGCCACAACAGCUUGGACAACACACGGUGUCCGCCGGACGACCAUCCGCCCCCUCUCGACAGCUCCUGUUGUCCCAGUCACCACCCAGCCCGCUUUUGUAGAAUCUGGCAGCGCAGAAGGUAGUGGAGACCAAGAAGUUGGCAUGAGUGGAGAUCAAGAAGCCAGUGGAUCAAAUUCUGUCGGGGACCAGGAGACGGGCGAGACAGAAGUCACAGGCGUUCCGACGAUAGAGAGAGCGACUUGCUAUAACACCCCGCUGGGGUGCUGCUCUGAUGGCAAAACGGCUGCUGCCGACGCGGAGGGAAGCAACUGCCCAGCGACCAAAGUGUUCCAGGGAAUCCUCAUCUUAGAAGAGGUGGAAGGACAAGAGCUCUUCUACACUCCCGAGAUGGCCGACCCCAAAUCGGAACUCUUCGGGGAAACUGCCAGGAGCAUUGAAAGCGCGCUGGACGAGCUUUUCCGCAAUUCUGAUGUAAAGAAGGACUUCAAGAGCAUCCGGGUGCGAGAUCUGGGCCAGAGCAAUGCUGUGCGCGUCAUCGUCGAAUCCCACUUUGACCCAACCACCACCUACACAGCUGCCGACAUCCAGAGGGCCCUUUUGAAGCAGAUCAAAGCCUCCAAGAAGAAGACCAUCUUGGUGAAACGGCCACAGCAGGAGAACAUCCGAUUCAUGGACUUUGACUGGAUCCCCCAGCUUUUCACCACCACCACCACUACCACAACAGCCACCACCAUGGCACCGCCUGCUGCCACCACCCGCCGGUUCACCACCACUGCUGCCCCCCGGGCUCUAUACCCAGGGAGAGCCAGUAAACCAGCCGGGGCAGCCACCACCAAGAGACCUGUCACUACGGUGCCAGCCACGACUGCCAGAAAGAAGCCCACGCACCCGCCUCCCACAAAGAAGCCCGCCCGGCCUUGUGAUUCUCACCCUUGCCUGCAUGGCGGCACGUGUGAGGAUGAUGGCCAAGACUUCACCUGCAGCUGCCCAGCCGGGAAGGGAGGAGCGGUCUGUGAAAAAUCCAUAAGAUACUUCAUCCCUAGCUUUGGUGGGAAAUCCUACUUGGCAUUCAAGACGAUGAAGGCUUACCACACGGUGCGCAUCGCCAUGGAAUUCCGGGCCUCCGAUCUCAGCGGGCUGCUCUUAUACAACGGGCAGAAUCGUGGCAAGGAUUUUAUCUCUCUGGCGCUGGUGAAUGGCUUUGUGGAGCUCAGGUUCAACACCGGUUCUGGGACUGGUGUGAUUACCAGCAGAGUGCCUGUUGAGCCUGGCAGGUGGCACCAGCUGGUGGUGAACCGGAACCGAAGGAACGGCAUGCUGUCCGUGGAUGGGGAGCCCCAUGUGAACGGCGAGAGUCCCAGCGGCACGGAUGGGCUGAAUCUCGAUACGGACCUCUUUGUGGGAGGGGCCCCGGAAGACCAAACAGCUGCGGUGGCUGAACGUACCUCGGUCACUUCCGGCCUGAAAGGCUGCAUCCGCCUGCUGGAUGUCAACAACCAGAUGUACGACCUGCGGGAGAAGGGCAGCGAUGUGCUAUACGGGAGCGGAGUGGGCGAAUGCGGCAACAACCCUUGUCAUCCCAACCCGUGCCACCACGGUGGCCUCUGCCGUGUCAAGGAGGCGGAGAUGUUCCAUUGCGAGUGCCUCAAUGGCUAUACAGGACCAACCUGCGCUGAUGAGAGAAACCCCUGUGAUCCCAACCCCUGCCAUGUGUCUGCCACCUGCCUCGUCCUGCCGGAAGGGGGUGCGAAGUGCGAAUGCCCCAUGGGGCGAGAAGGGGAGUUCUGUGAGACAGUCACAGAGCUCGACCAGACGCUGCCCUUCCUGCCAGAAUUCAACGGAUUCUCUUACCUGGAGUUGAAAGGUCUCCAAACUUUCGUGCCUGAUCUACAGGACAAGAUGACCAUGGAAAUUGUGUUCCUGACCAAGUCCCCCAGCGGCAUGAUCUUCUACAAUGGGCAGAAAACAGACGGCAGAGGGGACUUCAUCUCCCUGGCCCUGCACGACGGCUACCUGGAGUACAGAUAUGACCUUGGCAAAGGCGCGGCUGUGAUCAAGAGCAAGGAGCCAGUACUACUCAACAUCUGGAUCAAUGUCUUGCUGGAGAGAAACGGGCGCAAAGGAGUAAUGCGGAUCAACAAUGGUGAACGGAUCAUGGGGGAGUCUCCGUUGCCUCAUGCCUUCCUGAACCUGAAGGAGCCCCUGUAUGUGGGGGGAGCGCCCGAUUUCAGCAGACUGGCCCGUGCAGCAGCCAUCUCCACCAGCUUUGAUGGGGCCAUCCAGAGGAUUUCCAUAAAGGGUAUCCCAGUCCUAAAGGAAGAGUACAUCUUCAGCGCCAUUGAGAUCUCUACCUUCCACUCUCACCCAUGCACUCAGAAGCCGAGCCCUUGCCAGAAUGGGGGCAUGUGCAAUCCGCGCAUGGAGAGCUAUGAAUGCACGUGCCAGAGGGGCUUCUUUGGUGCACACUGUGAAAAAGUCAUCAUCGAAAAGGCGGCGGGAGAUUCGGAAGCCAUUGCCUUUGACGGCAGAACGUACAUAGAAUACCAUAACGCUGUGACCAAGAGCGAGAAGGCCCUGCAGUCGAACCAUUUUGAGCUGAGCAUCAAAACUGAAGCCACGCAAGGCCUCAUCCUCUGGAGCGGGAAAGGGCUGGACCGUUCAGAUUACAUUGCCUUGGCUAUUGUGGACGGUCACGUCCAGAUGACCUACGACCUUGGCUCCAAGCCUGUGGUCCUGCGUUCCACGGUCCCCGUCAACACAAACCAAUGGAUCCAAAUCAAAGCCUACAGAGUUCACCGUGACGGGUCCCUGCAGGUUGGCAACGAGGCCCCCAUCAUGGGCUCCUCUCCUCUGGGAGCAACGCAGUUGGACACAGACGGGGCCCUUUGGCUGGGAGGAUUGGAGAAGCUCAGCGUGGCCCAUAAACUCCCCAAAGCCUACAGCACGGGAUACAUCGGCUGCAUAAGAGACGUCAUAGUGGACCGCCAAGAACUCCAUUUGGUGGAGGAUGCGCUCAACAACCCCACCAUAUUAUACUGCUCAGCCAAAUGAAAUGGCGAGAGGCUCUUCCCUCCUUCCUUCCACCCCCCCCUUUCCCUCCUUCCCUCUCUCUCUCCCCCCCUCCGCCUCCUGGCUAUUGCUGUAAUUAUUUUCUAUUUUUGUAAACUUAUUGCUUUUUAUAUUUUUGUGGGGGAGGGGAGGGGAGAAGCAGAGAGGAGAGGAGGACGAAGACAAAACUUUGGGGGGGGGGCUGUUUAUUUUUUGGUUACUCGUUCGGUUGCAGCGUUUCUCUCAUCCAAGCCAGUUGGACUCUCAAGAAGGAGCCAACCCCGCCCCCCGCCCCCAAUUUAAAAACCUCCAGGAUGUGACCAAGAAAGAGACCAAUUUUCUCCCACCCCUUUUGAUGUCAUCCUCUGCUGUAAAUGUCAUUCAUACUUGAAACUCCCCCCCCCCCCCCGACCUCCCAUUGGUUUGAGAUCAAGAUCCUCCAAGAGAAAAUGAGCAUUUCUCAGCGCCGACUGAAGCCUUCGAGGAAGCAAAAGGCCAGCACCUGGACUGCAACAAAGACACAAGAGUUGCUUGUAUGACUUGAGGGGGGGGAGCUUAUGGCUGGUACCACAAGUUGGCAAGUUGGGGCAACCGACACGGCUCGGAGUCAAGUGGGGCCUGAUGAGGAAGCGCGAGGAAACGGGACAAAAGUCCUCGAAUGAGCCUCACUUGGUUUUUGCUUUGCCCUUAGCCGAAACCUUAACUAGUCUUGCUAUUACCCUGUACUCACAAUUCAGGUGACAAAAGGCUGGAUUUUUUUGUUUGUUUUGCUUUGUUUUUAACGUUCUUCCAGAGCAGACCUCUGAGUGAACGGAGGAUUCUAAUAUAGUAGCGAUGACGGGCCCAAAUACGGAUGAGUGCGUACUAUAAAGUUGUGAGUUUAUAUGUA
Eublepharis macularius is the source of this 7430-nucleotide messenger RNA. It is a transcript of the gene AGRN, whose product is annotated as agrin. The transcript is spliced from 36 exons. Gene Ontology annotation, biological process: G protein-coupled acetylcholine receptor signaling pathway; receptor clustering. Gene Ontology annotation, molecular function: calcium ion binding; laminin binding. Lineage: Eukaryota; Metazoa; Chordata; Lepidosauria; Squamata; Eublepharidae. The record is from RefSeq and is a predicted model, not a curated record. Bases 389 to 6544 code for a protein of 2051 amino acids.